Molecule: messenger RNA, 1045 nt
Organism: Thunnus maccoyii (southern bluefin tuna)
Lineage: Eukaryota; Metazoa; Chordata; Actinopteri; Scombriformes; Scombridae
Product: claudin-4
Exons: 1
Coding region: 86-775 (229 amino acids)
Biological process (GO): cell adhesion; bicellular tight junction assembly
Cellular component (GO): bicellular tight junction; plasma membrane
Molecular function (GO): structural molecule activity
Source: RefSeq, a predicted model, not a curated record
AAACAAAGAAAAAAAAAACAGGCAACAGCAGCAAACAAAAAGGUAGAACAAAAGAAAAGAACACUUGGAAGAAGUUGUUGUCAUCAUGGUGAACACUGGCAUGCAGUUGAUCAGCUUCACCUGCGCGGUGACUGGCUGGAUCAUGGCGAUCGCAGUCACAGCCUUGCCUCAGUGGAAGGUCUCUGCCUUCAUUGGCAGCAACAUCCUGACCUCGGAGAUCAAAUGGGAAGGCAUCUGGAUGAACUGCAUCUACCAGACCACCGGUCACAUGCAGUGUAAGACAUACGACUCCAUGCUGGCCUUGUCUCCGGACAUCCAGGCGGCCAGAGCCCUCAUGUGUUUGGCCAUCUUCAUGGGCUGGCUGUCCUGCACCGUGUCCUGCUGCGGCAUGAAGUGCACCACCUGCGCUGGGGAUGACCGUCGGGCCAAGGCGGGUAUCGCUCUCUCUGGCGGGGUUCUCUUCAUUCUGACGGGCCUGUGCGUGCUGAUUCCUGUUUCCUGGACAGCCAACACCGUCAUCCAGGAUUUCUACAACCCCAAUGUGCCCCUGAUGCACAAGCGUGAGCUGGGUCAGGCCAUCUAUCUGGGCUGGGCAGCUGCGGUUAUCCUCAUGAUCAGCGGUGCUGUGCUGAGCAGCACCUGCCCCCUCAUGGAGAGGGACGGCAGGUACCGCAGGGGCUACAUAGGCCGGAGCUUUGCUAAUUCACCUGCUUCAGCACCAGAUCCCCCAAAACCUAUCACAUCUAACAGUAUACCACUGAAGGAGUAUGUGUAGGAAGAGAGCACGAUGCAUGCGAGCAGCAACACCACGAUGAGAACCGAAGGAAGGCCAUCAGUGACAAGACUGAGGAGUCAGUCAGGAGACAGUUGAUGCUGUUCUAAAUUUACUCUGUCCCAACACUUAAGUCUGUGAAUUUUAAGUUAUGAAUCAUAAAUUGGAGUCUAUAUAUUUAUUUAUUAUAUUCUAUCUAGGUUUUGCUUAUUUUGUAUAUCUCUUUGUAACGUUUGUCUUCAGUUCUUUAUAACAUUCAGAUUUGUUUGAAAU